AGAAUAUCGCCAUUUUGUAUCAAAGAAGACUUUUUUCCUUCCUCGUCUUGUUAAGAUUUCUUUAUUUAGCUUCCUUCUUGAUUCUUUACUUGGUUGAAGUUCAGGUUCUUCACCUACUAAAGCGUUCGUUUACUUCCCCUAUUGGUUUCAAAGGAGUAUUUUCACUCUUUCUGCUAUAAAUUUGACAUUAAGAGAGGAUGUCGUACCUCUUGUCCCAUCUAGAGAACGGUUGGCAAGUUGAUCAAGCAAUCUUAUCCGAGGAGGACCGUGUGGUAAUCAUUCGAUUUGGACACGACUGGGAUCCUGCCUGCAUGAAGAUGGACGAAGUACUUUAUUCAGUUGCCGAUCGAGUCAAGAAUUUCGCUGCCAUCUACCUGGUAGACAUAAGCAAAGUCCCUGACUUUAACAAAAUGUAUGAACUCUACGAUCCUUGUACGAUCAUGUUCUUCUAUCGAAACAAGCACAUUAUGAUUGAUUUGGGAACAGGUAACAAUAAUAAAAUCAACUGGCCGUUGGAUGACAAGCAGGAGAUGAUAGAUAUUGUUGAGACGGUCUAUAGAGGUGCGAGGAAAGGACGUGGCUUGGUGGUGUCUCCUAAAGAUUAUUCCACGAAAUACCGAUACUGAAAAUAAUAUACAGAUUAUAGAUGUAAUUCUUCCUUUCAAGUUGUUGCUCCUUAUUCAUUUCUUUCAAUUUUGAGUGCUAAGUAAGAUAUCGUACAUUUGUAUAUCGUUUUACAUGCAUGUAAGUGAAUCGUAGAKUAUUUGUUCUUCUCAUUUUCAUUUCUAUACACACUCUAUGGUGAUUUUUAUAAUCCCCCACGCACUAACAACAACACAAUUGUAGUUUAGGGACUAGUUUCGUCCGUUUAUUAGGACCUUUUCAACCUAACUGAAUCUAAUUAAUUCUCAUUUUGUUCUGUUCUUGUCUUUGAAAUCACUGUAAAUGUAUAUUUAUCACAAAAGAUACACAAGUCAAAGUGUAAAAGCUUUAAUAAAAUACUUGAUUUUAUGCCUCA
Messenger RNA from Actinia tenebrosa (Australian red waratah sea anemone), 1018 nucleotides. Its product is annotated as thioredoxin-like protein 4A. The record is from RefSeq and is a predicted model, not a curated record. Gene Ontology annotation, biological process: mRNA splicing, via spliceosome. Gene Ontology annotation, cellular component: U5 snRNP; U4/U6 x U5 tri-snRNP complex; spliceosomal complex. Lineage: Eukaryota; Metazoa; Cnidaria; Anthozoa; Actiniaria; Actiniidae.